CAGCUAUCCGGCGCCGAAACACCGAAAGAUACUCAGACGACAGAGCCAUGGCGGCCACGGGUGGAGGGAAAAUUAGAAGCAGGAGAUAUCAUAUUGCCGCUAAACCUUACGCCAAGAGUAAACAGCAGCAGUCAGGCCUCAUCAGUCGAGUGACAGACACAGUAAAGAGCAUCGUUCCUUCCUGGCUGCAGAAAUAUUUCAAGAAUGGCGAUGCUCCUGAAGGAGGAGUGGAUAUACAUGGGACAGAGCAAAACUGCAAACCGCCUCCUCCUCCUAAUGGUAGCGAAGAGGGACCACCUCCCCUCGAUGGACGUGACUCCCCAGAGCCAAGUACUAGUAACACAGAGCCCUCAACAAGCAGAGCAUCCCUGAACUUUCAGGAAUAUGUGCUCUCGCGACCUCCUCUUAGUCGCUCCCAUCUCCACUUCACCCCACUGGAUGCCUCCUCCCCAACUUUGGGGGCUUCCAGUAGCCUCUUCUCACAGCCCUCCACCUCCUCAGCCCCUGGACCCUUUUCCACUGGCUUUUCCUUGGUAAAAGAGAUUAAGGAUAACCUGUCACAGCAUGAAGAUGAUAACAUCUCCACCACAAGUGGAUUCUCCUCCCGUGCAUCUGACAAGGAUGUCCCCACUUCUAAAACGGCAUCACUUCCUCAGCUUUGGUCCCCGGAGACAGACAGAACAAACUCUGGACCUCAACCUUCCCAGUCCAGCCUGAAAAAGCCUGCUUUCAACCUGUCUGUCUUUGGAACAUCAUCCAAUUCCACUUUAAACAGCACUGUGCUGAACUCUAGCCAGCUUGGAGAUUCACCCUUCUACCCCGGGAAGACCACCUAUGGUGGUGCAGCUGCAGUCAGGAGCUUGCGCAGUCGUCCUGGAACACCGUAUCAGGCCCCGGUGAGGAGACAGAUCAAGGCCAAGCCUGCUGGUGCUCAGCCCUGCGGGGUAACCAGCGCCACAGCCAGACGCAUCCUGCAGUCUUUGGAGCGCAUGUCGAGCCCACUUGCUGAUGCCAAGCGAAUCCCUGCAGCAGCCUCAUCCCCCUUACUGUCACCACCAGUGGAUGGUGUAAAUCCAGAUGCGUUACAUCUCCUGUCUAAAAGGAAACGGAUGGACUCUAACCUUCCACCGGUGCAAAAACUUGUGGUUCCUGCUGCUUCUGUGUCAGGAAACCGCUCUGUGUCCUUCAGGCCUACUUUAACCCCCGGAGGAGUGACUCGAGCUGUAGACAGGACUGCAAGAGAUACGCACACAAGACAAUCACCACAGCUUCCUGAAGCGACCCCAGGUCCAUCUCAAAGCACAAAGAGUUCUAGUGGACCAGUUUAUCCUCUGUCCAGCACACCUGCAGUCAGCAGCGUGAGCUCUGGAGGAGGAAAGAUGAAGAGAGGGAAGACCAGUGCUCGGCCCUCCUCCAAACGUCUGGAAGAUGAGGUUGCGGAGGUGCCAGAGCUCCCGGCCAUUUUACUUCCCAUCAGCACAUCUGCAUUACCCACCUUCAGCUUCUCUUCUCCUUUGCCGCCGCUCAACACUUCCACUAGCUCCUCUCCCAAGAUCCCGGCUGUUACUCCUGUUAAGGAAACAGUCCCAGAUAAGGAUCCACCAAGAGCCUCAACACCACUUUUCACAUUUUCCUCCCCUAUUGUCAAAACCACUGCUGCUAGCCCACCUUCCUUUUCCCCCUCUGCUGGAUUUACUUUUAGUGCACCUGUAGCCAAGCUGGGUCCUUCUAUGGUGAAUGGAAAGCUGACCACGCCCAUAGCAGCAGCAGUAAAAGCAGCUGUAAAAAAAAGCACAGAAGACUUUGAAGGACCUUUCAAACCAGCCAAGACCUUGAAGCAGGGCAGCGUCCUCGAUCUUCUCAAAGCCCCUGGUUUCGCCUCUCCAGUUGCUCAGAUAUCCCCAGCUCGCGAUGCUACUCCCCAGCAGACGUCCACACAGUCCACUGCCCCCGCCUCCACCUCUGCAACCUCCUCCAUUUCUUCAACGGGGUUUGGUGGUUUGUUCAAACCCUCAGCAGACUGGACCUGUGAUGUCUGUUUGGUUCCGAACAAGCAGUCAGACACGAAGUGUGUUUGCUGCGCAGCCCCACAGCCCAAGUCUUCAUCCAAAUCCAUGGACAGUAAACAGUCACCCUCCACCUCUGUUGGGCUGGAGAGCAGCAGCAGCACUAACACCACCUCUACCACUACAACCACAACAGGUUUUGGCACAAUGUUUUCCAAACCUGCCGGCACCUGGGACUGUGAUACCUGUCUUGUUAUAAACAAACCGGAUGCAGUAAAGUGCGUGGCCUGCGAAACGGCCAAACCCGGAACGGGACUCAAACCCUCACUGACUCUUUCUUCGGCCUUCUCGCCGGUUAAGACUGUAUCUACUCCUGCAGCCGCAGUUUCUACAGAGUUCACCGGGUUUGGAGACAAAUUUAAAAAACCUGAGGGUGCAUGGGAAUGUGAUACCUGUAUGGUGCAGAACAAAGCAGAGGACACAAAGUGUGUGGCCUGCACGAGUGCUAAACCAGGAGCAUCAGCAGGAGCCUCUUCAUCAACCAGCAGUGCCCCUGUGUUGGGAUUGGCAGAAAAGUUCAAGAAGCCGGAGGGAGCCUGGGAAUGUGAUGUCUGUCUUGUGCAGAAUAAAGCAUCUGAUGUACAGUGUGUCGCCUGUCAGGCAGGCAAACCUGGAGCUAAAGUGGAACCCAAGGCCUUUGGUUCUACUUUUGGUUCCUCAGCCAGUGGAACCUCAGGAUCUUCUGCCUCUAGUACUGGAGGUUUUAAGUUUGGCACAUCAGACAGUACUUCAGCAUCUGGAGCAGGGGGUUUCAAAUUUGGAGGCUCGCUCACUGAGUCGACCUCGUCUUCUUCAUCAGGUGGAUUCAAAUUUGGAGUACCGUUUGGAAGCUCCUCAUCAGAAACCACUUCUAAAGGCACUACUGCUACAUCAGGGUUCAAAUUUGGCAGCUCGUCUGAGAGCUUUAAAUUUGGGGCUGCCUCUAGUGAUGAUAAAAAGUCAGACCAGCCUGCUGCAGGUUCUGGGUUUAAGUUUGGAGCUAGCGGUGGGAUAGCGUUUGGAACUGGAUCUUCUAGCACAGAAGGCAACUCUUCUAAGGGAGGCUUCACAAUUGGACUUUCAAAACCCGAAGAGAAAACAACAGUCACCUCGACAACCUCCUCAUCCUCCAUUACUUUCACGCCUCCCUCCUCUCAAGAAAAUAGUAACAGUAAAACAUCUUUGAGUGACACAGCAUAUACAGACACCGGCUCAGGCAGCAUCUCAGCAGCCACAGCCGGGUCUGUAUUUGGGAAAUUGGGGGAGCCGAGUUUGGCCACCAGUGCACCACAAGUAGUCCCUACUUUUGGGUCCUCACAGGCGGCUAAAGAACCCGCUGCUCCUACAUUUACCUUUGGUAAGCCAGAGGAAAAGAAGGAAGCGGUUACCUCCUCUGCUCCGUCUACCUUCCUCUUUGCUGCUGCAAGUAAGGAUGCAGAUACUACACAGGCCUUCACUGGUGGCUUUUCGUUCAGCAAGCCCAAUGCUCCAACAGAGCAACCUCCACCUGCUUUCACUUUUGGAAAGUCAACAGACAAGAAUGAAACAUCAUCUUCAGAAGCCCCAAAGCCUACCUUCGCUUUUGGAAAAAGUGCUGCAGAACCUGCUUCUGCUGCUCCAAAACCAGCUUUUUCUUUCCUGGCAAGUAAACCAACCAAUGUCACCAACUCCACCACUUCAUCGUCCUCCACCCCAACUCCCAGUCUGUUUGGUGCUGCCAGCGGCAGCAGCAGCAGCAGCACCUCCACAUCGGCCCCAGCUCCCUCUGCAGCUCCAAACACUUUCAUGUUUGGUCAGCCUGCUGCGGCCUCCAGUGACGCUCCUCCAGCUAAAAACUUCAUCUUUGGCCAGAGUCAGGACAGCCAGCCACCUGCCCCCUCAGCUGCGCCUCUCAACUCCACUUCUGCUCCUGCUCCAGCUCAGCCUUUCAUCUUCGGUUCUCCAACCAAUGCUGCUGCUGCUGCUGCUCCUGCUCCUGCUCCUGCCUGCUUUGUGAUCAAUUUGUUUAUGAUCGACAUAUGUAUUUAUGUUUUCUAUUCUUUUUCAAUCACAGCUCCAUCUGCAGGUCCAACCCCAUUUGUCUUCAGCUCGGCUCCCUCUGCUGGGUUCGGGAACAACCAAACUCCUUCAUUUGGAUCAUCUUUCGGAUCUCCUUUCCCAGCCACACCUUCCCAGACCCCAGCUUUUGGGGCCAAACCCAAUCCUCCCCCGGCCUUUGGACAGCAGAGUAACCCCACCCCUGUAUUUGGGCAAGGUGCUAAUCCCGCACCAGGUGGAGGCUUUCAGUUUGGAGGAACCAGUGCAUUUGGAGCUACAACCAACAACACCUCAGGUGUGUUUACUUUCGGAGCAGGAUCUUCAGCCUCCCCUGCUCCCCCUGCCAACCCCUCUAUCGCUCCCCAAUCAGGUGCACCUGGAGGUGGAUUCAACUUUGGGCAAACUCCGACUUUCAAUAUUGGGUCUACAAAAUCAUUCACUGCUACUUCAGGUGGACAGCCAGCAAUCGCAGGGCGCAAGAUCAAGACAGCAGUGCGGCGCAGAAAGUAGAUUGUCGCGGUCUUGACAAGAACUCAGACGUUACUAUGACUCGACUGAAUCCCCACUAAAGCCUGAAUAAACUUCUGGAAGGUUUCAACUGGACAAACACUGAAAUUGCUACCAUUCGGAAAAGGGCAGAGACUGGGCGCAUCAUUCUGUGCUCGGGGUUGGUUGGGUGGGCGAGGUUUAUGUCGGGUUUUGGCUCAGCUGAUUAUUCACAGGUUUUCACAUGCAGAUGGGAGGUUUUAAUGUGUGAGACCACCCCACAGGAUUUGACACUUACACAAAAACUGUUGACCGAACAAUGACACUGACUUAGAGAACAACAAUCAAGCAAACAUCCCCCACACUCGAUAUUAAAAUAAAAAAACAAGCAAGA
Messenger RNA from Maylandia zebra (zebra mbuna), 4962 nucleotides. The record is from RefSeq and is a predicted model, not a curated record. NCBI's taxonomy places the organism in Eukaryota, Metazoa, Chordata, Actinopteri, Cichliformes, Cichlidae.